Messenger RNA from Antechinus flavipes (yellow-footed antechinus), 2584 nucleotides. RefSeq names its product tissue factor pathway inhibitor 2 (gene TFPI2). Gene Ontology annotation, biological process: negative regulation of peptidase activity. The transcript is spliced from 5 exons. The record is from RefSeq and is a predicted model, not a curated record. Gene Ontology annotation, molecular function: serine-type endopeptidase inhibitor activity. Gene Ontology annotation, cellular component: extracellular region. NCBI's taxonomy places the organism in Eukaryota, Metazoa, Chordata, Mammalia, Dasyuromorphia, Dasyuridae. The coding region runs from base 320 to 1012 and encodes 230 amino acids.
CGAGCCCUUGCUCCGCCCCAGCCCACCCGCUCCGCCCCGGGGCUGGGCCCAGACCUCGAGACUGUCAUCAGCGUAAAUAAAUUGGGAACCCCCUCCCGGCCCUGCCAGGACCCGCGGACGUCAGACAGAGACCCAGGCGCUCCUGGCCAGCCGCUCCGCCCGGCGCCCGAACCCCCGCACGCCUGCCCGGCGCCCGAACCCCAGCUCGCCCGUCCGGGGCCCGAACCCCCGCACGCCCGCCCGGCGCCCGAACCCUCGCUCUCCUGUCCAGCGCCCGAACUCCUGCUCGUCGUCUCGGAACCGGACCGCUGCCUUCACCAUGCUCACCUUCCUGCUGCUGCUAUCCUCAGCCGGGCUCCUGAGGCCGACGGUCGGGGAUCUUCUGCCCCAGCCCAAAGACGUGGCCCCGGCGCGCUGCCUGCUGCCCCCCGAUGCCGGGCCCUGCCGAGCCCUCGUGCCCAGCUUCUACUACGACCGCCACCUGCAGAGCUGUCGCUCCUUCAUCUUUGGGGGCUGCGAGGGCAACGACAAUAACUUCGACACGCAGGAGGACUGUGAGCAGGCGUGCGGCUGGAUUCCGAGAGUCCCCAAAAUCUGCCGGCUGGAAGUCAGUGGGACCGAGUUUGUGGGGGACCAGGAGCUGUAUUUCUUCAACCUCAGUUCCAUGGCCUGUGAGAGGCUGCUGUUCGGGGGGGCUGACGGCAAUCACAACCGCUUCCCGGAUGCUGCCACAUGCAAGAGCUUCUGUGCUCCUGCGAAAAUCCCCGCCUUCUGCUACAGCCCUCUGGAUCCCGGCUCUUGUUCAGCAGAUGUGCCCCGCUACUAUUUUAACUGGGAAAGCAAACGCUGCAAGCCCUUCUCCUACAGCGGCUGCGGGGGCAACGAAAACAACUUUGUCUCCCGGAGGGCCUGCUCCAAAGUCUGUGCGAAAGCCCUGAAGAAAAAGCUGAAGAAGGUCUCCAAACUGGGCUUUGUCAAUAGGAAGAUGAGAACGUACAAGAAGCUGCAGUGACCGGGUCCCUGCCUGGGACCCCCGGGACUGGACCUGCCCCGGCCCUUCCUGGACACAACCUGCGGAAAGGUUAGCGCUCGUGUGGCCCCUCACAGGACACUGGAGACACGGGGCUGGCGGAGCUGCCCUUAUUCCUCGGAUCCAGGAGACGUCCUUAUGUGUGUGUGUUGUUCUGUCACUGGCAGCUCUUUGUUACGGUUCUGCUGUUCAUUGGUCCUUGACUGAGCCCUACAGCUCAUUCCUCUUCUAUUAUAUUCUCUUCUGUUCAUUUUGUUGGUGACUGACUGGGGGCAUGGAGGCGGGGGGCUCCCAGAAGCAGGGUCUGAUGAGGCGGCCUUGAGCACAAGGAGACUAGGGGGCCCCAUGUUUUCAGGGAGUGGAUUUCUGAAGGUGAGGGGGAAACCAUCUCAGUGAUAUCUGAGACAGAAGCUGGGCCAAGGCCCUUUUGUCUGGCCCUUGUCAGACCCAGGGUGGGUCCUCGGGGAGCUGGAAAAGUAGCUUUUCUGAAGGUUUCUGCACUGGUAGGUGGAGAAUGGCUGAAAGUGGCUGAGGGGAGGGGAAGGGGCAGAGGAUGGUUGUAUAGCACCUUUGACCCUGGUGUCUGAGUCCUGGUAACCAGCAGCCUCUUGAGUGCCCCAAACCAGGCCCCAAAUGCCCCAAACCAAGCCCCAAAUGCCCCAAACCAGGCCCCAAAUACCCCAAACCAGGCCCCAAAUACACAAACCAGGCCCCAAAUGCCCCAAACCAGGCCCCAAAUACACAAACCAGGCCCCAAAUACACAAACCAGGCCCCAAAUGCCCCAAAACCAGGCCCCAAAUGCCCCAAACCAGGCCCAAAAUGCCCAAUGGCAGGCAAGGCUGUUUAUUCUUGUGAUAAAAAAAGCUGCAGUCACGGGAAGCAUCCUUGAAUAAGGAUGUCUCUUAUUCCAAGGAUGUCUCAGGGUUAGAAAAAACAUGAAAAGCUGAGCUUCUAGGGCAAGAGAGAUGAGGGGACUUACUUUCCUCCAGUCAGAGAACCCAUUGUCACAUAGAAACAAGAGCCAACUGUGAACGUGGGAAGGGGGUGCAGGAGAGGCGCACGAGGGAGCCGUUUUGGGGACUUGUAGCAUCCGCAGCUCCCUGCCACCCUUCCUGGGGGUCAGUGCCUCCCUGACCACGCUGACCAGGAGGGUUUUCCUCUUCAAACCUGUACACCAGAAAGCCGACAAAGGAGAAGUUAUGUCCAUGGUCCCCAUCCACAGGGAUGGCCUUGGAGGUCGGGAAGGGAAGGGCCUUUGAUUGCAAGCUAAGGGCCCUGAAGGCUGGAAGAGCUUUGGAUUCCUUCCAGUCUAUCCCCUCCCCCAAACCAGCAUGUUCUCCUCCCUGCAUAGGCAGAAAAGUUGACAUUUCCCAGCUUUUCCAGUCCCUUCUUCUCCCUCGUAGGAGCCCCUCCUUUUGAGGGUUAGUUUGUACUUUAGGGUGCUCCCUGAGGUACUGUUGUCUUUCUAUCAAGAAUCACACUUGAAUUUAUCUUUUUUUUGAACGUAUCUUUAGUAUCACCAAGUUCCUAAUAAAACAUUUAUUUUAAUGAAA